Molecule: messenger RNA, 683 nt
Organism: Trematomus bernacchii (emerald rockcod)
Lineage: Eukaryota; Metazoa; Chordata; Actinopteri; Perciformes; Nototheniidae
Product: alpha-2-macroglobulin-like protein 1
Exons: 7
Coding region: 98-508 (136 amino acids)
Source: RefSeq, a predicted model, not a curated record
UUCAUCACUCGAUGGAACUGUUUUUGCAGUGACUGUGAGCUCCCAGGUGAGAGGAGGGAAACAGGAGACCCUGUGUGCUCACAUCGACGGCCCAACGAUGCCCAUCAAAUUGACCAUCACCCUCGAGAUCGGCCCUGGCAAAACCACCAUACUCGAGCAGGCUGUUGACAAGGACUUCUAUCGCUGCUUAAACUUCCAGGUCCCCACAGUGCAUCACAGAACUGUGGCAUCCAUUAAUGUCACUAUUACGGGUGAGGGUGUCUCGAUGAGCAAGAUAACCAAAAUCAUGAUUGAGCGUCCUGCUUUCAUCCACAUCAUCCAGACUGAUAAACCCAUCUACAAACCUGGACAGAAAGUCCAAUUCCGAAUCGUCUCGAUGGAUUCCAAUUUCAUUCCUGUAGCCGACUGUACAAAGUGGUGGAGCUCCAGGAUCCCAAUUCAAAUCGCAUUGCUCAGUGGUUGGAUAGGAACCUUGUUAGCGGUAUCCUUGAUAUUUCCCACCCCAUGAUUCCUGAGGCGGUUCAGGGAAGCUACGUGAUCACUGCCACAACGGACCAAGGAGAGAAAAUAUCCCACAGCUUCGACAUCAAGGAAUACGUUUUGCCAAAAUAUGAGGUAAAGGUUGAACUACCCAAUGUGAUCUCCAUCCUGGACAAGGAGGCAACGCUAAAGAUUUGUGGAAA